GGGGCCUGGCCCUUUAAGAGCCAGUCUUUCCAGCAGUGGUUGGAGCAGAGCAGAGCAGAGCAGAGCAGCUUGGAUCCAGAGACUGCAGCACAUCCUCAGCUGCUCUCAGCCCACCUGACAGCACAGCAGAGCGGACAGGCAGCAGCCGCCAGCCUCCCGGUUCACAUCACUACUCACCGCGUCCUGGAGGGGAAUGGGGGGCACCUAGCCCGCUAGCUGACUAACUAGAUUUCUCUAGAAGCGGAGACGGCUCCCGGCCGGCGGUCCAAGAAAGAUGGUAUCGUGGAUGAUUUCGAGGAUGGUUGUCCUUGCCUUUGGGACGCUCUACCCAGCAUACUCCUCGUACAAGGCUGUCAAAACGAAGAAUGUGAAGGAAUAUGUGAAGUGGAUGAUGUACUGGAUAGUGUUUGCGUUGUUCACCACAGCAGAGACAGCCACAGAUCUGCUCCUAUCAUGGUUUCCAUUUUACUUUGAGCUGAAGAUUGCAUUUGUGAUCUGGCUCUUGUCCCCAUACACCAAGGGCUCAAGUGUCCUCUACCGCAAGUUUGUCCACCCAACGCUGUCCAACAAAGAGAAGGAGAUUGAUGAGUACAUCGCGCAGGCCAAAGACAGGAGUUAUGAGACCAUGAUGAGAUUUGGAAAGAGGGGUCUCAACCUGGCUGCUAAUGCUGCUGUCACUGCAGCCACCAAGGGGCAGGGCGUGUUGUCAGACAAGCUGCGGAGUUUCAGCAUGCAGGACCUGACUCUCAUCAACGCUGAGGAUGAGCUGGCUCUACACACUUCAGAGUCCCGCAUGAGACGGGAACCCAUGGACGAGAUGAGCUCAGGGGCCAGCACGCUACCCCGGGCCAAGAGCACGGCUGCACGGCUGACUCGCUCUUUGGCGGCUACGUCCCUCGCUGACGACACGUCAUCUCAGCACAGCUCGGACCUGUCAGACACAAGGACUGAACACUCUGAUGAAGAUGUAGGAGACAAAGCCCCCAAACGCAGCACCAGCGUCAAGACAACCAAGAAACCUGCUGCUGCUAAGACAGAGACUCAGACCAAGACAGUGAAGAAGCCCGCCAAGAAAAAGACCACGGCUAACAACGCAGAGACACCACCAUGAGGCCUGCUGUCCACACCCACUGGCCUACACUCGCUCCACCCGCAGCCUGCAGGCCCUUCUUCCUCCGUUUGGUCUCCACACAAACACAUAUACACUGUACAUAAAUAUCAAGUACUGAAAUUGUGUCACUCUUGCUGGUUUUUAGAGCAAAGUGCAGGCUUUGGUUUUUAGCUGUGUGUGAGCACCCUUAGGUUGGGAACAGUUCUUUUACGUUUAUUCGGUUGUUGCAUAUUUUGUCUCAUGCUUCACUUACUGUGAGCUCAUCCCUGAUUUAACAGUCAGGGGAUGUUUCUUUCGAGAUUUUUUUUUUUUUUUUAGUCUGAUAAUGGUUAGUGACACAUCCAUGAAUGCUCCUUUUUCCUUUAACCCUUAGACAUAUAGGUCUUUAUAGUAGGUGAGGAUGUAAGCUGGCCAGUUUUCUAGUCUCACUGAUUCACCUCCUGUUGCUGACAUUCUCAGUUGAGGCUGUUUUUGGUUGAAGUAUCUCCAGUAAAAUAUCACAUUCCUCACUCCUAGUUCUCUAGAUUUGGGUCCCUUAUGUGUCCUCUGGGCAAAAAAAUCUCACCCUCUCGGACUCAUCUGGGCCUGACCACGAUGGUAGAAAUAUUCGUAUGUUGUGUCCGGAGCACGGAGAGUUGGCUUUAAGUUGUGACUGAGGUUUUUUCCUUUUUACCGAGGAGUGAGAAGGUUGUUGAAAUCAACUGUAAGCACUGACCGAUAGAUGUAGACAUUUUCAUUACAGUUUCAGACCGGAUAGUUCCCACUUUUGACUGCAACUCAUACUACCACCACCAUGUCCUAGUUCAUGCACCUCCCUAGUUUUACAGGAUGAUACAGGAUGACUUCCCCUCUUUAAGUCUGUAUACCUCUGAGUGAGUCUGGCUCUGCAAAGUUCAGGUCUCACUUACAGCAAUUUUCCUCCUCACUGCUUUAAUGUGACUUUCACUUCAUGUACAGUACUGGUGAUGGAGUGGUUUGUUUGAUGUUGGCUAAGUUAUCUGUCAUCUAGACUUCACUCUCUUAUUUAAUGCGGUUUAAUCCCGUUCUUUUGGUCAUGUAAUAUUAGUAAUAAGUAUGAUCAAGUUGUGCAUAGCUUGGCUUCUUGAGGUAAUGCUGUAACUCCCAAUAAAUACAGUAGUCAUAGAGUCAAAGAGUUGCAGAUGUUUGUGAGGUAACAUAUCUGCUUUCACCACAGUAGUGAUGUCUGUGUAUUGUUUGUGUUGAACAUUAGAAAGUCAUGGAGUAGCUCUGCACUUUUUCACUCCUUUAACCCAGCUGUGUGAUGGCACUCUGCCUCUUUGUAGUGUUCAUACAUCUCAGAAGCCAGGAUAAAGCAAAGCAAUAUGGAAAUAAUUAAACCAAAACCAACAUCAGGAGACUGUGAGGAGUUAUUUACUCAUCCCCGCGCUGUUGUUCCAGACGUGGAGGAAGUGUCAGACCAGGCUCAGAGUGUUUCUGAACACAUUGGACUUUUGUUCUGGGAUGGGCUCUUCUGUUUGCCAGCCACCGCAUCGGCCGUGGUUCCUUCGGAGCGCUCUAAUGAGAGAUUUAAAAGCAUGAGACUACUUCCGCACUCAUUACUGCCGUCUGCAGUGUGACACUAGUUUGAACCAGUAGGGGGAGACAAACCCCACCUCAAGUGAUGGCAGAGUUACUAAACAAUAUGUAAACGCAAUGUAAAUAGUAACCUUGACUGUAUAUACGGUAUGAGCUUGCUUGCCUUAUUCAUCCUCUGGGCUUAAAUCCAUUUGUUUUUUUUAAAAUCAUUUGUGUGCUUUUUAAAAUUCUUAGUCUUGACAAAACUCAUGUUCUGAAACUGGAAGAAGCUUGGACUUCACUGGUGUGGACGUCUGGUGUGAGAAGAAGUGAUUUUUGCAUUUUUAACAUGUUUACUUUUUUCCCAUUGUCUUUUCUUAUUAAUUUUAACUCCUCUCCAUCACAAAGUACAGAAUCUCCAGAAUGUGUCUAAACUGAUAUUUGUACAUUCACACCCUGCUAUAUACUUAACUCAGACUGGUUAUAUAGUAUUUUAGGCCCAAAAGUUUGAAUCAGCCAGUUUUAUUUUUUUAAUUUUCUUUCUUCUUAAUUUAAUGUUUGCACUGAAUAAAAAGAGGGCACAUAAUGAAAGACGUUUUUACAUAUCAAGAUACAACCCUGCAUAUUUAUCUUGUGUUCAUGCCAUUUUUGGAUAUUUAUUGUCUGUUAUUCUCUCUGUUUUGAAUCAGUAUUGUAUACAGGGAUGUUCAUUUGUAUAUUGUUUGUGCCAAUUUUCAAAGCUACAUGUCAAAAAGGAUUACAGUGUGUGUGCUGGGACAAUGGUAUCUAACAAGGUCAUGUAUCAGUAAUAAAACUACUAAUAAAGGAAAUCAAAUCAGA
Messenger RNA from Epinephelus lanceolatus (giant grouper), 3487 nucleotides. RefSeq names its product receptor accessory protein 2 (gene reep2). The record is from RefSeq and is a predicted model, not a curated record. NCBI's taxonomy places the organism in Eukaryota, Metazoa, Chordata, Actinopteri, Perciformes, Serranidae. Gene Ontology annotation, cellular component: cytoplasmic microtubule; endoplasmic reticulum membrane; endoplasmic reticulum tubular network. Gene Ontology annotation, biological process: endoplasmic reticulum tubular network organization. Gene Ontology annotation, molecular function: microtubule binding; taste receptor binding.